AGUGUUCUAUAAGCUUUGGGAAAACCUUUAGAGACCUCCAAAGGACCGUGACCUGGAAAAGAGUUUUUAGGAAGAUCAGUGUGGUCGAAUUGCUGGGUGAAUUAACCUGGAGUAAGAGCUCCCUGUGGCGUCCCCCAGUCUCACUUGCGGUCAGCCUCCUUAUUCUGGGAGGAGGUAUACUGAUGGAUAUGCCACUGUUUCUGAGCCGGGGAGGAAGCCCCCUGCCCUCCUAGGGAGACAGCUGCGGUUGCUGGCGCGGCGCGGACUGGUGACGUCAUGGCGGCCCAGAGCGCCCAGGAAGAGCUGCGCGGGCGGCCCAGGAGCGCGCAGAUGAUAGAGGGUGGAGAGGUGUGGCCGGCGGCGCCGCGGGGAGCGCGUGCUGAGUUACGCAGUGUGACAAAUUGUCAGUCUAACCAACCAAGUAAUGAAGGCGAUGCUAUCAAAGUUUUUGUGCGAGUUCGCCCACCUACAGAGGGUUCUGGAUCAGCUGAUGGAGAGCAAAACUUAUGCCUAUCUGUGCUGUCCUCUACGACUGUCCGGCUGCACUCCAACCCUGAGCCCAAAACCUUCAUAUUUGAUCAUGUGGCAGAAAUGGACACCACUCAGGAGUCUGUGUUCUCAACUGUGGCCAAAGGCAUUGUGGAGUCUUGCAUGAGUGGCUAUAAUGGUACCAUCUUUGCAUAUGGACAGACUGGUUCAGGGAAAACAUUUACUAUGAUGGGACCAUCUGAAUCUGAUAAUUUUUCUCAUAACCUGAGAGGAGUAAUUCCACGAAGUUUUGAAUAUUUGUUUUCCUUAAUUGAACGUGAAAAAGAGAAGGCUGGAGCUGGAAAGAGUUUUCUUUGUAAGUGUUCCUUUAUUGAAAUCUACAACGAGCAGAUCUAUGACCUCCUGGACUCUGCAUCGGCUGGACUGUACUUAAGGGAGCAUAUUAAGAAGGGAGUCUUCGUUGUUGGUGCUGUGGAGCAGGUGGUGACUUCAGCUGCUGAAGCCUAUCAGGUGUUGUCUGGAGGGUGGAGAAACAGACGUGUGGCAUCAACAUCAAUGAAUAGAGAAUCCUCUAGGUCUCAUGCAGUCUUUACAAUUACAAUAGAGUCGAUGGAGAAAAGCCAUGAAACUGUGAACAUACGGACCUCCCUUCUCAAUCUGGUGGAUUUAGCAGGAUCUGAAAGGCAAAAAGAUACCCAUGCAGAAGGGAUGAGAUUGAAGGAAGCAGGUAACAUAAACCGAUCGUUGAGCUGCCUGGGCCAGGUGAUUACUGCGCUUGUCGAUGUGGGUAAUGGAAAACAGAGACACGUUUGCUACAGAGACUCCAAACUUACCUUCUUACUCCGGGAUUCCCUUGGAGGUAAUGCCAAAACAGCCAUAAUUGCAAAUGUUCAUCCUGGAUCUAGGUGUUUUGGGGAAACCCUAUCAACGCUUAAUUUUGCCCAAAGAGCCAAGCUGAUUAAAAAUAAGGCAGUGGUAAAUGAAGACACGCAAGGAAAUGUGACCCAGCUCCAAGCUGAAGUGAAGAGGCUCAAAGAGCAGCUGGCCCAGCUUACUGCAGGGCAGAUACUACCAGAAAGCUUUCGGACCGGAGGCAAAGACGAGACUGACUACAUGAAGUAUUUCCGAGAGGCAAUGUUAUUUUUUAAGAAAUCUGAACAGGAAAAGAAGUCUUUGGUAGAAAAAGUUAGCCAAUUGGAAGACCUCACCCUCAAAAAAGAAAAAUUUAUUCAAUCUAAUAAAAUGAUCGUGAAAUUCCGAGAGGAUCAAAUAAUGCGCCUAGAGAAGCUCCACAAGGAAUCCCGGGGAAGUUUUCUGCCCGAGGAGCAGGAUCUUUUGCUGUCGGAAUUGAGGGAUGAGAUUCAAACUCUGCGAGAACAAGUAGAGCACCACCCCAGAGUUGCAAAAUAUGCUAUGGAAAAUCAUUCCCUCAGGGAGGAGAACAGAAGACUGAGAUUGUCACAGCCUGUGAAAAGAGCCCACGAAAUGGAUGCCCAGACCAUCGCAAUCCUGGAAAAAGCUUUCUUUGAAGUAUCUGGCACAGAGAAAAAUGACAAAAGUCAGCAAAGAUUCUCUCCUAAAGCUCCGAAAGAGCCAUGUUCGUUAGCAAACACUGAGAAGUUAAAAGCACAACUCCUGCAAGUUCAGACAGAGCUGAAUAAUUCAAAGCAAGAAUAUGAAGAAUUCAAAGAACUAACUAGGAAAAGGCAGCUGGAAUUAGAAUCAGAGCUUCAGUCUUUGCAAAAAGCGAACCUUAAUCUUGAAAACCUUUUGGAAGCAACAAAAGCCUGCAAGCGGCAAGAAGUUUCUCAGCUGAAUAAAAUUCAUGCUGAAACACUUAAGAUCAUAACGACACCAACCAAGGCUUAUCAACUUUGGUCUCGAUCAGUACCAAAAUUAAGCCCUGAACUGGAGAGCUUUGGCUCUGCACACACUCAGAAUUCUAGCAGAUUGGAUAAGGAUAUCUUAAAUGAGCCAUUGCCACCUGAGAUUAGUGAACAAGCUUUUGAAGCCAUUUCUGAAGAGCACAGAAUGGUGCAGGAACAAAUGUGUGCCCUUCAAGUCAAGUUGGAUGAAGAAGAGCAUAAAAACCUAAAGCUUCAGCGGCACAUUGACAAACUGGAACAUCAUUCUACUCAAAUGCAGGAGCUUUUCUCAUCGGAAAGAACUGAUUGGACCAAACAGCAGCAAGGGUAUCUCUCUCAGUUGAAUGUCCUUGAAAAGCAGCUUCAAGACACUCAGACCAAGAAUGACUUUUUGAAAAGUGAGGUACAUGACCUGCGAGUAGUUCUUCAUUCUGCAGACAAGGAGCUGUCUUCGGUGAAACUGGAAUAUAUUUCAUUCAGAGAGAGUCAGGAGAAAGAACUCAACAGCCUUUCUGAAAGACACAUGCAUGUACAGCUUCAACUAGAUAAUGUCAGAUUAGAAAAUGAAAAGCUUCUUGAGAGCAAAACCUGCCUACAGGAUUCCUAUGACAACUUACAAGAAGUAAUGAAGUUUGAAAUUGACCAACUUUCAAAAAACCUCCAAAACUGCAAAAAAGAAAAUGAGACUCUGAAAUCUGAUCUGAGUAAUUUGAUGGAGCUUUUUGAGGCAGAGAAAGAACGCAAUAACAAAUUAUUAUUACAAUUUGAAGAAGAUAAAGAAAACAGUUCUAAAGAAAUCUUAGAAGUUCUUGAAGCUGUACGUCAGGAGAAACAGAAGGAGAUGGCCAAGUGUGAGCAGCAGAUGGCAAAAGUACAGAAACUAGAAGAGAGUUUGUGUGCUACCGAAAAAGUAAUCAGUUCUCUGGAGAAGUCUAGAGAUGCUGACAAGGAAGUUGUAGCUGACCUCAUGAGCCAGAUCCAGGAGCUAAGAACCUCAGUCUCUGAGAAAACAGAAACCAUAGACACCCUGAGGCAAGAACUGAAGGACAUCAAUGGCAAAUAUAAUUCUGCUUUGGUUGACAAAGAAGAGAGCAAAGCAUUGAUUAAGAGACAGGAAGUGGACAUUCUGGAUCUGAAAGAAUCCCUUAGACUGAGAAUACUCUCCGAGGACAUAGAGAGGGACAUGCUCUGUGAGGACCUGGCUCACGCCACUGAGCAGCUGAACAUGCUCACCGAGGCCUCGAAAAAGCACUCGGGGCUUCUGCAGUCGGCCCAGGAGGAGCUGACCAGGAAGGACGCCCUCAUCCAGGAGCUCCAGCAUGAGCUAAACCAAAAGAAAGAGGAAGUAGAACAGAAGAAGAAUGAAUAUAACUUCAAAAUGAGGCAGCUAGAGCAUGUGAUGGAUUCUGCUGCCAAGUAUCCCCAGAGCCCUAAAACACCACCACACUUUCAAACACAUUUGGCGAAACUCCUGGAAACGCAGGAACAAGAGAUAGAAGAUGGGAGAGCCUCCAAGAUUUCUUUGCAACACCUUAUAACAAAGCUAAAUGAAGACAGAGAAGUCAAAAAUGCUGAAAUCCUCAGAAUAAAGGAGCAGUUGUGUGAAAUGGAAAACCUACGCCUGGAAGCCGAGCAGUUAAGAGAGAAAAACUGGCUCCUGCAAGGUCAGCUGGAUGAUAUUAAAAGACAAAAGGACAACAGUGAACAGAAUCAUUCAGACACGCAGCAGCUGAAGAAUGAACAAGAAGAAAUCAAAGAAAGACUUGCUAAAAAUAAAUUGGUUGAAGAAAUGCUAAAAAUGAAAGCAGACCUAGAACAGCUCCAGAGUGCCCUUCAGAACAAAGAGACGGACUACGUUACAAUGACUGAGGAAGUUGAACGAGUUAGAAUGUUGGAGUCUAAAGCGUUCCAAGAAAAGGAACAACUAAGAUCAAAGCUGGAAGAAUUGUAUGAAGAAAAGGAGAGAACGUGCCAGGAGAUGGAAAUGUUAAGGAAGCAGGUGGAGUGUCUCGCCGAGGAAAAUGGGAAGUUGGUAGGUCACCGAAACCUACAUCAGAAGAUCCAGUACGUUGUGCGGCUAAAGAAGGAAAACAUCAGGCUUGCUGAGGAGUCAGAAAAGUUGCGUGCUGAAAAUUUAUUUUUAAAAGAAAAGAAAUGAAUGAAUCAUAAGGAUCCCGAUCAACUACCUACCUUGUUUGGAGACUUCUUUCCCUCUUAUAGAAGUAAGACCUCUCCUUGUGCACUUAGCAGAGCUGAAUUAAGAGCCACGACUAUUACCUGUGUAUGUGGGGGUUGGGGGGCUGACCCUCAAGUUUCUUAUGAACUCUCUGCACCUGUGCACACCUGUGGCAGCCCGCAGCCUGCAGUUAGAGGUUACCGUUUCAAAGCUGUAAAUAUUGAGAAAACCUUUUGUCUUUUUAAAAUAAAAGCCCGUAGCUGCAGUUUUACAGUGGAUGUCGGCCAGAUUAUUUUUUUCCUUCAGUACUGCCAUAAUCUCCUUUGAGUCUUGCAUCAGAAGCUCCAACAAUAUGCAGGUUCCAAAACUUACAGUGAGGUUAGUGAUGGUGCAGUGUGCAUGAAUAGCAAACUUGUUAAUAUAGAUUAUUUUUGUAUUCCUACUUGAAGUGUUCUCAUGGGCCUUUUUUAUGACUG
Molecule: messenger RNA, 5006 nt
Organism: Globicephala melas (long-finned pilot whale)
Lineage: Eukaryota; Metazoa; Chordata; Mammalia; Artiodactyla; Delphinidae
Gene: KIF15
Product: kinesin family member 15
Biological process (GO): microtubule-based movement
Molecular function (GO): microtubule binding; microtubule motor activity; ATP binding
Source: RefSeq, a predicted model, not a curated record